AAAAAAAAAUCUGUCCGAAAUCAGGAACUUUCGUGCACGAACGCCGUCGUUAAAGUUGCUGAUUGAUGAGGCAUCAAGCAGAUCUUCCUGAAGCAUCAAGAAGAAGUGAAAUCUGCAGAGACAGUUUAUUGAAGGACAGUAAGAACAUGAGAGAUCCAGAACCCUGCAAAAUGAAACGCACUGAAGAACAAACAGAGAUGAUUGAAGAAAACGAGGAGAAUGAAGAACUGAAUGAAGAGGAGGAGAAACAUCACGUCAAAACUGGAGAAAAACCUGUGAGUCCCUCUCAAACUAAAACAAGAUUUACAGAAAAGAAGAGAUAAGAAAUGUUCACCUGCACUUAAUUUGUAAAGAGUUCGACAAGCAAAUAUAGUCUAGAGAUUCACAUAAGGAUCCACACUGGAGAGAAACCGUUCACAUUUGAUCAGUGUGGGAACACUGGAUAUAAGUUUUUAUAUCCUAUUUCACAAAUCUGUAGCAAUUGCUGUAUUUAUAACGGGUGUUUGUUUGCUUACACAUCUAGUUAUUCUUGAUGUAUUUAGCAAAUGAAGAUGCAGGAUAUACUUUGAAGAAAGUUAUUUUAUUAACAACUUUGUCCAUAUUUAAUGCUAUAGUGUG
Labeo rohita (rohu) is the source of this 618-nucleotide messenger RNA. RefSeq lists its product as uncharacterized. Bases 66 to 323 code for a protein of 85 amino acids. Lineage: Eukaryota; Metazoa; Chordata; Actinopteri; Cypriniformes; Cyprinidae. The transcript has 3 exons. The record is from RefSeq and is a predicted model, not a curated record.